CUAAGUUAAACAUGUUGUGUUGGCUACUUCUCUGUUAUCGAGACACAACUCAUUAUUUCCGACGUGAAUCCCCCUAAACAUAUAGAAAGAAACUAAAUAUUUCUAUAUUUAAAGAAACAGCAAAAAUGGCAUUUACUUUCUGGGGCUUGUUGGAAGCAGCUCUUCUCUUGGUCAAUGCGAUAUGUGUUUUACAUGAAGAAAGGUUUCUUGCCAAAGUUGGAUGGGGUGGAGAGCAAAUGCAAGCAUAUGGAAGUGGACCAAGUGUUAAAUCCCAAAUCCUCAAUAUCAUUCGCUCAGUGAGAACUGUCAUGAGAAUCCCAUUAAUAUUCAUCAAUGUUGGUGUCAUAUUGGUGAAAUUUGUUCUUGGAUGAUAUGUCAGAGCAGUUUUCACGUAUCUUCAAUAAAAUUUUUAUAUUUGAA
Daphnia pulicaria is the source of this 420-nucleotide messenger RNA. Its product is annotated as immediate early response 3-interacting protein 1-like. The coding region runs from base 126 to 371 and encodes 81 amino acids. The transcript has 3 exons. Gene Ontology annotation, biological process: endoplasmic reticulum to Golgi vesicle-mediated transport. Lineage: Eukaryota; Metazoa; Arthropoda; Branchiopoda; Diplostraca; Daphniidae. Gene Ontology annotation, cellular component: Golgi membrane; endoplasmic reticulum membrane; COPII-coated ER to Golgi transport vesicle. The record is from RefSeq and is a predicted model, not a curated record.